This is a messenger RNA of Porites lobata, 741 nucleotides long. Lineage: Eukaryota; Metazoa; Cnidaria; Anthozoa; Scleractinia; Poritidae. The record is from the annotation of a GenBank genome assembly.
AUGCAGUUGUCAAGUUACGAAAAUAUUACCCAAGAGAAUAUUAUCUUUAAUGAACCCAAAGAAUACAAAGUAAAAGAUACCAAGAUUAAAUACAAACGUAUCCCAAUUGAAGUCAAAUAUCCAAAUAACAAAAAAGGACCACUAGUAGUUGAAACUCCAUUUCUUUUUAGCUUUGGUGUUAAUGAGAAGAAAAACCAAGAAACAAACAAGUUAGUUGGUUAUAGUAUUCCAGUAUGUCUUUGGGCUAAGGAUAGCGAACCGAAUACUAAAGAAAAAGCAUUUUUUGAUUUUAUUAAUAAUGUAACAACUCUAUCUCAGCAACAUUUAGAGAAUGAAUAUGGUCCAGAUUUAGCAUCAUCUAUGUCUUCACCAUUUUAUUACAAACAAAUAGAGUAUACAGAUAAGAAAGGAAAAGGUAAAACAAAAGUUGAUGAUUCAUCUGCUCCAGUACUUUACGCAAAACUUAUUUACUCAGAAAAAUCAAGGAAAAUUCUUACUCUGUUUAGGGGAAAGGGGGGAAAGGAUUUAAAUCCUUUUAAAUAUAUUAAUCAGUACUGUAAUGUUAAAUUAGCAUUGAUAAUUGAAGGAGUAUUUAUAAGUAAAAAUGUUACAUCUUUACAAAUAAAAGUACACGAGUGUUAUGUCAAACCAUUAGAACCUAGAAAGAGUUUACUUACAAUUGACGAAAAAAGUAGUGAAAGUGAAAGUGAAAGUGAAAGUGAAAGUGAAGGGAUAACUUAU